CCAGUGAUGUGCGUCGGCAGAGAGGCUGAAUCACGGCAUCCCGGCAAACUUCUGUAGCAACCAGGACCAAAAGGCAACUCCUGAAACGCUGUGACCUAUAAGCUGCUCAGCGGAGAUCAGUGCGCCGAGGAAACGUUUUGAUAGAACAUCUGGCUCCGCGCGCAAGGUUGGAGAGCUCGGGCUGAACUUUGCGUCCUUUCUCCUGCGGUUGGCUCGAAGCGCUGGCAUCGGGAGUCCAUCCUUUGUGAUGAAAUAAGCUACCAGUAUCUUUUAUUAGUACUCAAGUCUAUGUAGAGGAUAUCACUUUUAUUGCGUUCUUUCAAUAUUAUUGUAUUCUUUAUUCCGUAAUCAUGCGUAAUCAUGCGUCUCCAAACGAGGACGCACGGGGAGUGUCAGUAUGUCUUCUGAUACGUCUUAUAUUGAGUGCAGCCUCGCUGUAAAUGACUCCAAAUUAGAUUGUUUAAAAUGAAAUCUUCUCAUCCUCAAGACAGUAAUUAAUCAAUUAAAAGACAGCCUACAUCUGGGCAAAAUAAGUUUUAGUUCUUCGGACUGUUUUGCAACUCUGGAAAAGCUGACGCACCCCGUCACUAAAUCUUUUCGUUUAUACGAUUUUUUUAAAUUAUUUUUAUAGGGGGAAAUCUGUUCCCCGAAUUGGCAAAGAUUUUUAAUUGCACAGCAGUGGCCUGACUGUCGCCUGGGACUGAAUGUGUUGCUUAAAAUGGACUUGGAAGAAAUGCCGCGCAGGGUGCAUGGGAUCCAUCAUUUGAAAUCAACACAGUGACACAAUUUGAACUGAGACAGAGAGCUCCAACAUGGCCUCGGCUGCAGACAGCAGCUGCUCCAUGGAGCUGAACGGCUGGAACGUCAGUGCGAGCGGCUCUGGAGCCUCGGCUCCCUGCAACCAGAGCGUGCGACCGCUCGCCCCUUACUCCCCUGAAGCCACGGUGGCCUUCGCUACCGCCAUCACCUUGAUGGUCGUGUUCACCAUCGUGGGAAACAUCAUGGUCAUCAUCGCCGUCCUGACCAGCCGCUCCCUCCGAGGUCCACAGAACCUGUUCCUGGUGUCCCUGGCCGCUGCAGACAUUUUGGUGGCCACACUCAUCAUCCCCUUUUCCCUUACCAACGAACUACUUGGCUACUGGUACUUCAAGUCUCUGUGGUGCGAGAUCUACCUGGCCCUGGACGUGCUGUUUUGCACCUCAUCCAUCGUGCACCUGUGCGCCAUCUCAUUGGACCGCUACCUGUCCAUCUCCAGAGUCACUUACGGGCGCCAGCGGACUCCGAAGCGCAUCAAAUGCGCUAUUGUGGUGGUGUGGCUCAUUUCUGCAGUCAUAUCCUUCCCGCCUCUUCUCUCACUUAACAAGAAUAAGGCAGGCGACGCAGAGAAUGAGAGAGGACCUCUGUGCCAGCUGAACGAUGAGCGCUGGUACAUCCUGUACUCCACCAUGGGCUCCUUCUUCGCCCCAUGUCUCAUCAUGAUCCUCGUCUAUGUAAGAAUUUACCAAAUAGCCAAGCAGAGGACACGCUGCCCACCAGGAGAGCCCAGGAAGGAUGGUGUUGGCUGUGCGACACCAAGUCAGCAUCCACGACACGUAAAAGCCAACGGGACAGAAGAUGAAGACGACACUGCAUGCAAGAAAGCAUCCAAUGCCAGACCCCCCACCCUUGCUGUCACCCCUUCUCCAGCCACGGGAGACUCCCCACCGUCCCAUAACCCAAGCCCCAACAGCUUCCUGCAGCCUCCAUCCCCUUCUACAGCCAUGUCCCCUGUCACAAACCUCCCCGAUAGCUCUUCCCACGGCCCCUCCACUCCUUCCCCCGUACCCCAGCCGGCCCCCAAAGCUAAACAGGGGGGGAAGAAGGGCAAGUGUCUGAGGGGGAAAAAGGCUGACAACAACAACGGUGACAGCUCGAGCACAGACAGUGAUAUGGAGCACAGUCAAGGAGGGGGUCACGGCAACGCCAGCAUGCCGGGGUCACCCGGGGGCAUCCACUCCCCGGCUUCAGUCAAGCGCUACCGAGACAUUAUCGCCACCUCAAAGGGGGCCCGGCUGGUGCCGGGGAGAAAGUCCAAAACAGAGAACAACCCCGGAGCAGCGAGACGUAAAGCCAUGGUCAACAGAGAGAAACGCUUCACCUUCGUUCUGGCGGUGGUCAUCGGCGUCUUCGUGGUGUGCUGGUUCCCCUUCUUCUUCUCUUACUCUCUACAGGCAGUGUGUCCAGAAACCUGCGUUAUCCCAGACCCACUUUUUAAGUUUUUCUUCUGGAUUGGCUAUUGCAACUCCUGCCUUAACCCGGUCAUAUACACCAUAUUCAACAAAGAUUUCAGAAAGGCCUUUAAAAAGAUAUUGUGCAGAAGCACCAAGGGUACUUUUUUUUAGCAUGAAAACUAUGUGCCGCGUCGGACAUGGACACACACCCACACACACACAAAAAAAACUCUCUUUCUGAGACAUAAAAGAAAAUUCAUUUCCAUUUUCAGAACACUUAAAGGGCUGUUUUAAAAAUAUGUUAAUUUGUGGAAAUUCCAGCAUGAAAUUCAGAGCUGAGAGACAAUUUUGCAGCCACAAAGUGCAAACAGGCGACCUGGACUGUGAAAUCCUGGCUUGCAGCUGAUAGACGCAAAUUUUUACAGGAUGUGAGAUGAAAACAGGACAUAAAAAGGAGGCAGAGCAGGCUGACUGUGCUAAAGCGCUCAGAACUUCAGUGCUGCUGAUAAGAUUUUGAACGCAACAUUUUAUCCCCGGAUCUCAUUGACUUGUGAAUAAUGCUGCGAGACAAAGUGGUGCAGCAUCGCUGAAGAAAGUGUACACACUCUAUAAAACUGGCGGGAGAUCUAUAAGCAAGCAGGAUGGACACUGAGAAUUAACUCGUCAAUGUGAAUAAAGGGUGUUUCAUAUAGAAAAGGUUUUUUAAGCAGUCUAGGACUAACGGGUAGACAAGGCAAGUGACCUUAGUUUCCUGUGAGCCUGGGGCCUUUUAUUUAUCAGCACAGAGCACAAGGAGGACACAAGGUUAGCGGUGAUUUCUUACGUCUGCAGUCUUAAUUUGCCAUGCUGCAGGGCAAACAUGUGUUCCUCGAUUUUAAAGUGCAACAACAAGAAGAGGGUUUCUAAAGAUCUCAGAUGUUAUAGCACAAACAAGGGCGUCCUUUCAGACUAAACUUGUGGACUUUUAUGUGGAAAGCGCCCUUCCUCCUGGCCGAGGAGUCAAAAAUGGAAUCAAUCCCGGCUUUCACCUGUCCUGAACUACAAAAUUAAAUGAUGUGUGGGUUAAUUUGGUGACUUCGUGGGAAAUCACAUGUAUGUAAUUGAGAUGUGGAAAGAAGAAGGCGUGACCUCUGCCAUUAUCUUGAUGUGUUGUUUCCUGUGUUUGGCUAGACUAUCACAUUAAUGAGCUGGCCUGAGCAUCUCUUCCAGCGAGCUGCCUCAUUCUUUGGACAUUUAAGUAACAAUCAAAACUGCUGUGAGCCUCUUGAAACUACUUCAGAAAUUAUUCAUUGUGUCUUUAAUGGGAGGUGCAUCUGCUCGAGACUGAAAAAAAACAAAAAAAAACCAACUAAAUUCUUGUCAUUUUAAUUUGCAAAUAUUUACCUAAAAUCCCUGCUUCCCCAUCAGCAGCUUUUAUUAGGUAGAAAUUUACAUUAACUAUAAAUGGCAUAUGACCAAUGCAAUUAUGGAUGUGUGACAUUACCCCUAAUUACAGCUGUAAGUGUUAUUAUUGAGAACCGUGUGGCUGAGUCACUCUUUAACAAUGCCUCUUACACAUCGCCGCCUGCCGCGAACCAUAUUGGCACUUUCUGGUUUGUUGAAGAGAGGCAAGAGGGGAUGGGAGGCACACUCAUUUUUCUCACAAUGACACAGACAGACAGGAAAAAAAAAACUGUCUAACUGUGAACAGCACACGGGCUUAUUGACUCUAUGGGACAAGGGCUGUCAGCAGCAACGCAUCAAUUUACUAAUUGUAUAAUUCUGCUGACCUGUGAGAGUGUGCGUGCAUGUGUGUGUGUGUGUGUGUGUGUGUGUGUGUGUGUGUGUGUGUGUGUGUGUGUGUGUGUGUGUGUGUGUGUGUGUGUGUGUGUGUGUGUGUGGAAGAGAGAGAGAGAGGGUUUGUGCAUGCAUGGUGACUUCAAUGUUUCUGUACAAAGUGUCAGUGCCUCCUCUGGCUGCUAUGUACUACUAUUACUACUGUAAUAUUGAUAAGAACAUGGAUGUGAUUUGCUGGCACAGGCAUCACAUUGCUGUCUGUCACAUGAAUGUUUCACUCAGCGGAGAGAGAGAUCAGCAGGUGAGACAGUCUUACUGAAGUGAAAGUCAGCGCUUAUCCGUAAUGCUGUCCGAGUACACGGCUUUUUAGUGACCAACCUCAAGGGACCAAAGAGCCUUAACGGACACCAGCCUGACUCAGUGAUAUCUGUCUCUCAGUGUUGUUUUUAUAAAGUGCUGGUUUAUUUUCGGUGUGUGCGAUACAAAGAAACAGAUCGAAAAACACAGGCUAUUAUUUAUUUCAAACUACCCUGUGUUUUCCUGUCAGUCAUCUAUUUAUUGUCCAAUUGCUGUGCUUUUAUUCUGAAAAUCAAGCAAACUGAUCAAAGAGAAAAAACACUGUACAGAUUUUUAUUUCUUGAAUGAGAACAAAAUUGGCUUAUGGCAUCAAGCUCUUGCUUUGUGAGACUGAGAUAUACAAUAUGUUUAAGUUUGGACUUUGUAUUUGUGUUCAAAAUGAAGGUUCAAGAACUUUGAGUAUUGUGCACAAUGCAGAACCUGCAAUGCAACAUUUGUCAUUGUUUCAUCUAGCUAUAGUACCAUAAAAUCUCUCAUAGAAACAAGCACAUUUAUGGAUGUACAAUUAAUCAAGCAAUCUGCAGCAGGAAAAACUCUCCUCAGCAGUGCCACUGUUGUCAAACUUUACCCAGAACAGUAAUCGAGCAUGAAAAUGUCAAUAGCGCCAACAGCCGGUUUCAGUUGGAUGAUUCGUAGGACAUUAAAGCCACAAUCCAUAUCACACAGAGCUGCUGGGAGAUUCUAAUGGCUGAUUAAAUCAAAUUGUGAGCCAGAGCUCCGUGCACUUGUUUAAGCGUUCCCUGCACUCAUUUGAAAGAGUUAAUCUUUCUCUCCAGUAAUGCAAACAGCUACAGCUACAAAAAUAUAACAAAAUUAACCACAGAGGUCAUGGAUUCAUGGCGGUUUCCAAUAAAUAUGAGUUGAUACGCUGCUCAAACACGCCAGCCAUAGCCUCAGGUGGCGAAACUGCUGCUUUGUUUAUUUAAAAAAAAAAUAAAGAGUAUGAUUUAUGGCUUAAAGGUGACAGAUGCAGUAACCUGCCGCUUGAUCACCAUCCUUUCCCCUCAAAACCCCUUUGUAUUGUCUCCUUCCAACUGUGUUUGGGCCAAACUGCUUGGUCUAAGCUUUACAAUCUCCUAUCUCCCAUCUGUCAUCAGCCCC
Molecule: messenger RNA, 5444 nt
Organism: Cololabis saira (Pacific saury)
Lineage: Eukaryota; Metazoa; Chordata; Actinopteri; Beloniformes; Belonidae
Gene: adra2b
Product: adrenoceptor alpha 2B
Exons: 2
Coding region: 813-2381 (522 amino acids)
Biological process (GO): adenylate cyclase-activating adrenergic receptor signaling pathway
Cellular component (GO): membrane
Molecular function (GO): G protein-coupled receptor activity
Source: RefSeq, a predicted model, not a curated record